Messenger RNA from Bipolaris sorokiniana ND90Pr, 744 nucleotides. RefSeq lists its product as uncharacterized. NCBI's taxonomy places the organism in Eukaryota, Fungi, Ascomycota, Dothideomycetes, Pleosporales, Pleosporaceae. The transcript has a single exon. The record is from RefSeq and is a predicted model, not a curated record. The annotation marks the transcript as partial.
AUGAGGCUUUUGAACACAGAGUCUCUUGAGCUCAGCCGUCCCUAUGUACCAGGCAAGGUUCCAGACUACGCAAUUCUUUCUCAUCGGUGGAGCACUGAAGAGGUCACAUUUGCGGAUAUAAGCAGUACACCUAUUCUACAUCCUCAAAGCCAGACGCGGACGAAAAAAGGGUUUGCGCAGAUACAAGGAGUUUGCAAACUAGCACUCAAUGAUGGAUACACUUGGAUCUGGAUUGACAGUUGUUGCAUCGACAAAUCUAGUUCGGCUGAGUUGCAAGAAGCGAUCAAUUCCAUGUGGAGAUACUACGCAGAGUCAAAUAUUUGCUACGUUUAUCUAGCAGAUGUUCCCGAUUCAGAAGCCGGCUGGGGUCUGAUGUUCGCUAAAAGCGAAUGGUUCACACGUGGUUGGACGUUGCAAGAGUUGAUUGCCCCAACAUGUGUUGAGUUCUUUGCAGAGAACUGGUCCGCCAUCGGUACGAGAUUCGAACGUUACAAAGAGAUUGCAGACACUACCUCAAUCGACCCAGACGUCCUCCUUCGUGUUCACCCUGUUGAUUCUUUCAGUGCGGCGGAGAGAUUGUCGUGGGCCUCCCAUCGGAAUGUCACUAGGGAAGAGGAUGAGGCAUAUUCGCUCCUGGGUCUAUUUGACGUCAACAUGCCACUUCUCUAUGGAGAAGGGCGGGAGAAAGCCUUCUUCAGGCUCCAAGAAGCUAUUUACAAUGCCACAGCCGACCACUCGAUGUUC